ACACACACACAGCCCACUAUGUGGCAAGCCUCCCCGUUCCUAGCGCACCAUCAUCUGCACCUGCCCACUCCGUUGUCGUGGUUGGAGCGCUGGGAGGGGUCAGUAUUUCGCAGGCGCGUGUAGGAAGACGAGGCAUUUCCCGAGACACCGACGGCAGCGUGUAGCCUCCGAUUCAGCACCACACGGUCGAGGAAAGCGUCCGGGUAGCGUCUAUUUGUCCCCCGCUCGCCGUGGGUUAACUGCACAAGAGGACACCAUUUUUUUGGUGGAGGGGAGGGGGGGAAAUAACUCAGUGAAACCAGGCGCUGCACACACUUCGUGGACCGUCAAGAGGUGUCAUCUGCAACGGUUAAAGAGACCAUGACGACCGCCACCUCCCCCAUCCUGUUGAAAUGGGACCCGAAGAGCCUUGAAAUCCGCACGCUGACCGUGGAGCGGCUUCUGGAGCCCCUCGUCACACAGGUCACUACGCUGGUGAACACCAGCAACAAAGGGCCAUCGAGCAAGAAGAAGGGGCGCUCCAAGAAGGCCCAUGUCCUCGCCGUGUCCGUUGAGCAGGCCACACAAAACUUUUUGGAAAAGGGUGAGCAGAUCGCCAAGGACAGCCAGGACCUUAAAGAGGAGCUCAUUUCUGCUGUCGAGGAUGUUCGGAAGCAAGGAGAGACGAUGCGCAUUACCUCGUCGGAGUUCGCCGAUGACCCGUGUUCCUCUGUGAAACGCGGCACCAUGGUGAGGGCGGCGCGCGCCCUGCUCUCGGCUGUCACCCGUCUGCUCAUCCUCGCCGACAUGGCCGAUGUCAUGAGGCUGCUGGCCCACCUCAAAAUUGUGGAGGAGGCCUUGGAGGGAGUAAAGAAUGCGACCAAUGAGCAGGACCUGGCCAACCGCUUCAAGGAGUUCGGGAAGGAGAUGGUGAAGCUUAACUAUGUGGCAGCUCGGAGGCAGCAGGAGCUGAAAGACCCACAGUGUCGAGAUGAGAUGGCGGCCGCUCGCGGCGCCCUUAAGAAGAACGCCACCAUGCUGUACACGGCCUCACAGGCCUUCCUGCGCCACCCAGAUGUGGCGGCCACACGUGCCAAUCGGGACUACGUGUUCAAGCAGGUUCAGGAGGCCAUCGGAGGCAUUUCCAGUGCUGCUCAGGCCACCUCACCCACCGACGAGAAGCACGGCCACGCCGGCAUUGGAGAGCUGGCUGCUGCCCUCAACGAAUUUGAUAACAAGAUCAUUCUGGACCCUCUGACAUUCAGCGAGGCUCGUUUCCGUCCCUCUCUGGAGGAGCGCUUGGAGAGCAUCAUAAGUGGUGCCGCUCUGAUGGCGGAUUCCUCGUGCACACGUGACGACCGCCGCGAACGCAUCGUGGCCGAGUGCAACGCCGUCCGACAGGCCCUGCAAGACUUGUUGAGCGAGUACAUGAACAAUACUGGCAGGAAAGAGAAAGGUGACCUGUUGAACUCAGCCAUCGAUAAGAUGACCAAAAAGACCAGGGACCUGCGCAGACAGUUGAGAAAGGCAGUGAUGGACCACAUCUCAGACUCCUUCCUGGAGACCAACGUCCCGCUGUUGGUGCUUAUUGAAGCGGCUAAAAGUGGAAAUGAGAAGGAGGUCAAGGAGUACGCCCAGGUGUUCCGUGAACAUGCCAACAAGCUGGUGGAGGUGGCCAACCUGGCUUGCUCCAUCUCCAACAAUGAAGAGGGUGUGAAGUUGGUUCGAAUGGCUGCAACUCAAAUCGACAGCCUCUGUCCUCAGGUUAUCAACGCAGCUCUCACUCUGGCUGCCCGUCCCCAAAGCAAGGUUGCCCAGGACAACAUGGACGUUUUCAAGGAUCAGUGGGAGAAGCAGGUGCGCAUCCUGACCGAGGCUGUGGAUGACAUCACCUCUGUGGACGAUUUCCUUUCUGUGUCAGAGAACCACAUCCUUGAGGACGUCAACAAAUGCGUAAUUGCUCUGCAAGAGGGAGACGUGGACACUCUCGACCGAACUGCCGGGGCCAUCCGCGGCCGAGCUGCUCGCGUGGUCCACAUCAUUAACGCUGAGAUGGAAAACUACGAACCUGGGGUCUACACUGAGCGCGUGCUGGAGUCCAUCAAGCUCCUGUCUGAGACUGUCAUGCCCCGUUUUGCUGAACAAGUGGAGGUUGCUAUUGAAGCGCUGACUACGAACCCUCCACAGGCCUUUGAGGAGAAUGAGUUCAUCGACGCGUCCCGCUUGGUCUACGACGGCGUACGUGACAUCAGGAAAGCUGUCCUGAUGAUAAGGACACCAGAGGAGCUGGAGGAUGACUCUGACUUUGAACAGGAGGACUAUGACACUCGCAGCAGGACCAGUGUACAGACUGAAGAUGACCAGCUCAUUGCUGGGCAGAGUGCUCGGGCUAUCAUGGCACAGCUUCCCCAGGAGGAGAAGGCAAAGAUUGCUGAGCAGGUGGAGAGCUUCAGACAGGAGAAGUGCAAGCUGGAUGCAGAAGUGGCCAAGUGGGAUGACAAUGGCAAUGACAUCAUUGUGCUGGCGAAGCAGAUGUGCAUGAUCAUGAUGGAGAUGACUGACUUCACCAGAGGCAAAGGGCCCCUGAAGAACUCCUCAGAUGUGAUCAACGCGGCUAAGAAGAUCGCAGAGGCUGGUUCCAGGAUGGACAAAUUGGCCCGUGCAGUUGCAGAUCAGUGCCCCGAUUCAGCAUGCAAGCAGGAUCUGCUGGCCUACCUGCAGAGAAUUGCCCUGUACUGUCACCAGCUCAACAUUUGCAGCAAGGUGAAAGCUGAGGUUCAGAAUCUGGGUGGAGAGCUCAUCGUGUCCGGGCUGGAUAGUGCCACCUCCCUGAUCCAAGCCGCCAAGAACCUCAUGAACGCAGUGGUGCUGACCGUGAAGGCAUCUUACGUGGCCUCCACCAAGUACCAGAAGGUGUACGGUACAGCGGCCGUCAACUCCCCCGUGGUGUCCUGGCGCAUGAAGGCCCCCGAGAAGAAGCCUCUGGUAAAGAGGGAGAAGCCCGAGGAGUGCCAGACGCGUGUUCGACGAGGCUCCCAGAAGAAACACAUCUCCCCCGUCCAGGCCCUCAGCGAAUUCAAGGCCAUGGACUCGUUCUAAGCAACAAGAAAUGGUAACGCCAACCCCGAGAGGUACAUCCAAACACGGCGGUGACAGGUUGAAGAAAGAGUUGCUUUUUUGUGUUUAACCCACCUCUGUUAUUCGUGUGUGCUCGGCGACACCUCAGGAGGACUUCAGUACAUAUUAAACUGCCACGCUAAGGCUCCUGUGGAAACUGUGGGCCUCACGGUUCGACAGGAAGCCGGCGCACGCACACACACACACACACACACACACACCCAACACUAUUUAUCGAUCUUUAUGUAGCUUAAUAUGUGAGAGCCAAAAUGUGACACAAACAAGUACUUUUGAAAAUAGGAGGGUAAAAAAAAAAGAAACAUAUCAGAGGAGGAAUAGUGGCAAUUGAAAAACAAUUGUGGCAGUUGAUAUAUCUUUAACGUGCUACUGACUUGCUGCUUGUAUACACAUUUAAACCGUCUGAAUGAAAAGCGGGAAUGGUUCAGUAGGAGUUAUUCUCAAGGGAAUAUGUCAUUCUUCGUAUGCUCCCUCUAGAUAUUUCUUUUUUCAAUUUGAAUGUAACCUGUAGUGCUAGGAAUUAUUUAUGUUUAAGAUACCUGGAAGUGUUGGCAUCCAAGUAGUUUCCUCGUUACUGAUGAUUAUAAUGAUAAUCCAUAUGGUGUUUUUUUCCAAAGCACUCUUAUGGUCUAUUGUAUUGCCUUUUUAAAUUCAAUUUAUUUAAUUAUUACAUCACUAACUAUGAUGAUUGAUUGGAAGUUGCGUAGCGUAUACAUAUAGAAAGAGAGGACUUGGACUUGUUGUGGUUUGCUCAGAGAAUAGAAACUCCUGCAUAUGGUACCUUUAUAUCCACCCUUCUCUAAUAAAUCCCUCAACUUGA
This is a messenger RNA of Gasterosteus aculeatus aculeatus (three-spined stickleback), 3934 nucleotides long. RefSeq names its product catenin (cadherin-associated protein), alpha 2 (gene ctnna2). Lineage: Eukaryota; Metazoa; Chordata; Actinopteri; Perciformes; Gasterosteidae. Gene Ontology annotation, cellular component: actin cytoskeleton; adherens junction; catenin complex. Gene Ontology annotation, molecular function: structural molecule activity; cadherin binding; actin filament binding. Gene Ontology annotation, biological process: cell-cell adhesion; cell migration. The record is from RefSeq and is a predicted model, not a curated record.